GCUUUCAUUUGGAGAAGAUGGGGCAUGACGAGUAAACAUCAGACAUAGUAUGAACCGGGAACAUAAUAAUACAUGCGGUCAACAAACACAUUUGAGCAUCACAGCGCGGCAGCACGGCAGCGUGGCGGUGUGUGAUUGAUCUCGCAUCUGGCAGCAAAAGCAAAGAUUAGGUAUUCGCCAUGAUGUCACCGAAUGGAAAUGAAAUCAAGGUACUCGUACCUCCCACUUGCAUCGAUGGUGGCUCAACACCAACCGAUUGAGAAGUCGCCAAAUGAGUUGAGAUGGAUGGGCCUCGUGAAAGCGAGGGUCAUGUGAUGGAUCGCCGACAUAGGAGCCGAUUCGCGACCCAAACGACCAGACCAAUCCACCAAACACACCUAAGCCCGCUCACGUGAUACCAACAUACCCUUUCUCCCUAUGGGAGCCCGCUGAGAAUGCCUCUUCGGCCAAACUUGCGGGCGACUACUCCGCCGUCGAUAUGGCGCAGCGCAGCACCUCAAACGACAGGCCGCGCAUCCUGGGCGCGGAACAAGUCGUCGUCGGCGAGCGAGCCGCCGUCUUCCCCACCCCCGACGGCGGCUGCCGCCAGUGAGCAGCAGCCCCCGCCGCCCAGCAGCCAGAGGCCCGCGCUCAGGAACGGGCGGCCCAUGCGCAUGGCCGUCGUCGGCUCCGGCCCGGCCGGCUUCUACACGGCGCACCGGGUCAUGUCGAGGCUGCAGGACGCGCGGGUAGACAUGUACGAGGCCCUGCCCGUCCCCUUCGGGCUCGUCCGCUUCGGUGUCGCGCCGGACCACCCCGAGGUCAAGAACUGCCAGGCCCGGUUCGACGAGAUCGCGAGCUCGCCCAACUUCACCUUUGUCGGCAACACGGCCGUCGGCGCCCCCAGCGGCCACAAGGGCGGUGGUAGCCUCCCGCUCCACCUGCUAAUGUGCAGCUACGACGCCAUCGUGUUCGCCUACGGCGCCGGCCGGGACCGGACGCUGGGGAUCCCCGGAGAGGACUUGGUCGGCGUCCGCUCGGCCCGCCAGUUCGUCGGAUGGUACAACGGCCUCCCGGAGCACGCCGACCUCGACAUGGACCUGACGGCCGGCGAGGAGGCAGUCGUCAUCGGCCAGGGCAACGUCGCGCUGGACGUGGCGCGGAUCCUGCUCACCGACGUCGACGUGCUGCGCAAGACCGACAUCGCCGAGCACGCCCUCGAGGCCCUGUCCCGGAGUCGCGUCAAGAGGGUGCACAUUGUGGGCCGCCGUGGCCCAAUGCAGGCUGCCUUCACAAUCAAGGAGGCAAGAGAGCUUAUGAAGCUGCCCAACGUAGGGUUUCACGGCGUGGCAGAUGGGCUCAUACCAUCAAAUACGGAUGAAAUCCAACGGCCACUCAGGCGCCUCAUGGAGCUCCUCCAAAAGGGCUCCCCGUCCUCCCCUGCCGAGACACCCAAGUCGUGGUCCCUGGACUUCUGCCUCAGGCCCUUCCAGUUCAGGAGGAGGCAGGACGACCCGACCAGGCUCGGGUCCGUCGAGUUCCAGCGGACCAUCCUCCGGCACCCCUUCGACCCCGACGCCACCGCCUUCCAGACCCCCGCAACGGGCCCCGUGAAGCUGCGGACCCCGUUCGCGUUCAAGUCCAUCGGCUACCGCGGCGAGCCCCUGUCAGAGCUCACCGAGGUGGGCGUCAGCUUCGACCACAUCGCCGGCGUCUUCACCAGCGACCGCGUCACUGGCCGCGUCGCGAGGUGGGUCACGAACAAGCAGUACAAGGAGAACCUCUACGGGAGCCCGGUGCAGUGCCACUUCCCCGGGCUCUACUGCGCCGGCUGGGUCAAGCGCGGCCCGACCGGCGUCAUUGCCUCGACGAUGCAGGACGCCUUCACCACCGCCGACGCCAUCUUGGAGGACUGGCAGACCGGCGCUGAAUUUCUGCCGUUUGACGGAGUUGAGAGCACUCCCCGCCCCGGGUGGGACGCCAUCUCCCGCCUCGAGCCCGCAGCCAAGGCCAAGACCGUGAGCUGGAAGGACUGGCGCAGGAUAGACCAGGUAGAGAAGGAGAGGGGCCGACUGAAGGGCAAGGAGCGGGAAAAACUGCCGACAACGUCGGAAAUGCUAUCCGUGAUUUCAUAACGAGCUAGCUGGUGCUGCACGUUUAUAAGUUUUUAUGUCUAGUUAUCUUAGAUUUUUCCUCUUGCGAGCGAACUCAUCGAACACCAUCCGUCAUAGUCGUUUUACAAGAGCGUGAGGAG
This is a messenger RNA of Gaeumannomyces tritici R3-111a-1, 2233 nucleotides long. RefSeq names its product NADPH:adrenodoxin oxidoreductase. The record is from RefSeq and is a predicted model, not a curated record. Gene Ontology annotation, cellular component: mitochondrion. Gene Ontology annotation, biological process: ubiquinone biosynthetic process. Bases 435 to 2114 code for a protein of 559 amino acids. NCBI's taxonomy places the organism in Eukaryota, Fungi, Ascomycota, Sordariomycetes, Magnaporthales, Magnaporthaceae. The transcript has 2 exons.